Molecule: messenger RNA, 2760 nt
Organism: Rhinocladiella mackenziei CBS 650.93
Lineage: Eukaryota; Fungi; Ascomycota; Eurotiomycetes; Chaetothyriales; Herpotrichiellaceae
Exons: 1
Coding region: 1-2760 (919 amino acids)
Source: RefSeq, a predicted model, not a curated record
AUGUUCGCACGUGCUACCAAUUCGGCGUAUAUCUGCCUCAGAUGUCAGAGAAGACUGGUCAAAGACAACCUACAACCCCCCAAAGUAACGGAUUCUGCAUCUACAAGUCUACUGCGACGAUGGCGCAGCACCGCAGCAGCGGUUACAGCUGUCGAAGACGACGAACAUGCUGAUUUUCAUGCUGAAGAUCAGAAACCCGCCUUCGUGUCGCUUCCCGAAAAUCCCAGACGUCAAGGCCUUCGAGACACAAAGUAUCGAAAAUGGCGACCAAGUCGAACAGCAGAACUGGGGGUGAAUUCCUUGGGCAAACCAGCGGAAGUAUUAAUUCUUCCUUCAAGAGAUCGGAAAAUACCAGAAGUCCCCAAGGGGAGCCAGGAUAUAUCCUCAUCCACCGACAGACUGCAAGAAUCACUCGACUCGGGACGAUUACCGCUGAGUCGCAAAGAACUACUGGAGAAUAUUGAGCAAACACGGCAGGGCAUUGACAAAAAGCGUGGACAACUGGAACUCAAAGAAUCAGCACUUCUCAUAAAAAGCUUGUUCAAAGGGUUCACCCACGACCAAUUGAAGCAAUAUAUCCGAUUCAAACAUGCGCGCCACCUGUCAUCACAGGGACUGGACGUGGUUGCCAAGCGGAACAAAAUUGACACCAUCAGAUAUGUGGUCGAGGAAGUAUGGGGCUAUACAAUACAUCCAGCCGACAGGUCCUUGCAAAGUGUCUUGAUGAAAAAUUCGACGCUAAGCUUCUUCGUACGAGACGAAGCUAGGUUUGACUAUCUUUUGACGGCCAGAAAUCAGCCAUUAAAAAGGAUUGCGGCAACUUUCGAUGUCCAGAUUGAGGUCUUCUGGCGUGAAUUCAGAAUCAAAGUGACAGGUGUGUCAGGGCAGGCCUCAAAAGCGGUGGCGGCUAUUUCCAACUUGGCACGAUCUCUUGAACCGACUGUCAUCCAGUUAAAUGGGACUCUGGGCGAGGCCUAUCGUGAUCCAGCCCUGACACAUUCCAUCAAGCCUUUUUUCAAAUCCAUUCAGCAGAAACAUCAAGUGAACAUUGCUGCAACCGAGAAAACUGUGGAAAUAAUAUACCUCAACCAAUCUCGUCGAGUUCAGCAAGCACAUCGUGAGAUACGACUUGCUGGAGAUCUGAAAGUCGACAGGCAAAAGGUUGGCCUAUGGCUUCCAAGUGACAAUGCUGCAAGCUCUCUUCUGCCGUAUCCGACUCCGGCCGAGUUUCCGUGGGCCCUUUCCCAAUUCUCAUGGGGAAGGCUCAUUGCCUCCUCUGGUCAUCCACCUACCCCGUCUCCUCCUGGAGUGAAUUUCGACCGACCAGCUUCACUUGAUUCGAUGGUCAACUGCAUCCACACAUGGCUCCAACCGAUCAGGACAAUUCCGCAGCCAGAGUCUCGUGGCGAUCUUCAUCUCGAAUUGACUGCCCAACUCGGUCAAGCCUUGUUCCGAGAUUUUCGGGGACCGAAUGAAAAGGAAGAAAGGGGAAAGGUUUUGAAAGACGGCGUGGAAAAUGAUGAACGUGACCGCAGAAGAUCGGAGUUAGAGGCCAACCCGGGAGUCCUACAGCUGUUCGACAAGAAGUCUUCCAAGGAUGACAUCAGGGGUCAUGAAGACGUCGAAAAUAAAGAUGAACCAGAGGAUGAGUGUAUGGGUGUCAAUGAAAAAGGGAUGAAUUCGGAUGCGUGUACCGUAGAAGCUCUAUACAAGAUGCCGCGCUUUACCGGAGGCGCUCCCUAUCUGCCUCAGCAACUCGCUACGAGGAAGCAGUGGGUCCAACAGCCUAAGACGAUACGAAGAGAUACGAGCCCAGAAGCUCGUGCUAUCCUCCGCCUCGAAUUCUCGCCAGUGGUCAUGAAACGGAAAUUUGCACCCUCACCCAACUUGGAAGUAUUCAUUACCUCAGGAGAAGCACGGGAAGGUAAAAGAAGCCCUCUCAAAGUCGCCAGGGUCACCGCCAUCCACGAUGAAAAGGCCUAUACAAUCCUCUGUCCUGAUCGCCUCGUCGAUGUAAGGAUCGUCCAGCAAGUCAAACAAGACAUUGGGUAUCCUGGAGCCCAUAACCCCAUUCAUCGAACGUUGCUCUCCACUCUUCAGGGCUAUUUCAGCAGAGCCGAGUCUGAGACUCCUACUGAAUGGGUAUUUCCACCAUUCGUUUCCCUGCCUGUCCAUCACAGUUUGCAAAACGUCGCGAAGAAUCUCCAGAAUGCCAUCCGUCCGGGUCAGGUGUACAAAGCACCUGAUCCUCCAAAGAAAACUGUCCAGGGACGGGAAGUGGCCGUACAGCGGGAGUCUGUCGAUUAUAUACUCCGGACGGUGGAUGUUGUGGACGUUGAUUCACGUCUUGUUUCGGCAACUCCAGUUGAUCAAACUUCCAAGUCCACAAAGGGUCCCAAAACUACUAAUCUUUGCCUGGAUCAUAUCACGUUCACCGGCACGGAGACGACGAAGCAGACACUUCGGCUCUCGACAAGUUCGCUUCUGUAUCCUCCAGACCUGAAGCAGCCUGCUCUUUCAACUUUAACACGCGAGGCACUGAAGUUGGCAGGUCAAUUGGGCAAUGAUCCAACCAAAGUCAUGCUGGUACAGAGCAAAGAUGCGGAAGCCAUGUCCGAUGCCAAAGACGACAUUACUACGGAGAAGGGGACCCGCUUGAAGGAAAACCCCCAAAAGUCCCGCAUCGGCAAGAAGCGGAAGGCCAAGUCCCAGCCUGAAACCAAAGCCUCGGGAAUGAAGCCCACGGCAUCUGAGUCUUGA